Messenger RNA from Coccinella septempunctata (seven-spotted ladybird), 594 nucleotides. RefSeq names its product cuticle protein 19-like. Bases 19 to 495 code for a protein of 158 amino acids. The record is from RefSeq and is a predicted model, not a curated record. NCBI's taxonomy places the organism in Eukaryota, Metazoa, Arthropoda, Insecta, Coleoptera, Coccinellidae. Gene Ontology annotation, cellular component: extracellular matrix. The transcript has 3 exons.
UCAGCAGAGUAUCGAAAAAUGUUCAGAAAGGUUCUUGCGUUAUCUGCUUUCUUGGCUUUUGCCAAUGCCGGUUUUCUACCUAGCUACCCUUCUGCUGCUUAUGGAUCAUAUGGGGUCGAAAGCUAUGGAGUACCCCUUGUAGGAAAUGGUUAUAUUGUACCAGCAGUGACGAAAUCAUACGCCUACGCUCCAGCUCAUGGGGAGGACUAUCACGCCUACCCCAAAUACGAAUUCAACUAUGGCGUCAAAGACCCACACACUGGUGACCAUAAAACCCAGCAUGAAGUACGCGAUGGUGAUGUGGUGAAAGGGUCCUAUUCCCUUGUAGAACCUGAUGGUACCUUGAGGACAGUCCACUACACCGCUGAUGACCAUAAUGGAUUCAACGCUGUUGUUGAAAAAAGUGGACAUGCUGUACAUCCAGCUCCCUUGGCACAUGCUGCUCCUUUAAUUGUAUCUGCACCUUACCCAACAUACGGUCUGCAUCAUUACUGAACACGAAAGGCUUUUUUGUUCGGAGAAAUUGUGGAAAUAUUCAAUGAUGUACAAAGAAAUUUGAUUUAUUUAUUGACUAAAUAUAUUAUAUAGUUGCUA